UGCGUCUGAAAGAGGAACUCAGAACGCGACUCAUCACAGGAGCCGGUCGGGUUUGCGUGGAACUUUGCUGAUCCGACUUUUAUUUUGGAUUUUGGGGGAGAGGGGGGGGGGAGGUUUGCCACAGUUUGUUUUCAUUUGCCAGCGCGGUCGCAUCCAGGAGGAGCUUUGGAGUCAGAAGGUCAGAGAGGCCAAAGUUUGAAGAUGGAUGGCGACGGUUCCUCCUCCAGCGCGGAAAGGACUUUGUGGACGGUUUGGAGCUACAUAACCGAAGCUGUGAACAGAUUCAUCAGAACGGUGUCCACUAACAUCUCCGACAACACCAACUCCGUCGAGGAAACCCCCGUUGACAGCGAGCGCGUCGACGACUCUGCUCCCGCCGGAGGUGACGCUGGCGGAAGGGUCGGCGCCGAGGAGCCGCCCCUUCCGCCCCCUGCGGCGCCCCCUCUGCUGAGCUCAUCCCGGCCGCUCGUCGCCUGGGAGUUUUGCACCACGGAAAUCGACUUGGGAGCUGAAGAGAACGCGCAGCGCCAAGUCCAGCCGAGCGGAGGCCACCGGAGGAAGGCAUCUGAGAAAAGUGAGGGCGCGGCAGGAGAACGCGAGGAUGGCGGGCGGCCCAUCGCCGACGGAGACGAGCGAGAAGAAAGCGGAGAACGGGGGGAUGGCGAAGAACACGCAAACACCAGGUGGCUAAAGCUCACCGGUGAUGCAAUGAGUGACGACGUGGAGGAGAGCGAGAGGGAAGCCGGUGCUGCAGCGGAGACAGAGAGGGCCGUGACACCUGAGGAUCCUCGAGAGAUGGAUGAAACCACGAGAAAGAUCCAAGGAAAGGAGCACGAAGGUGAAAAAGAUUUACAGAGCGAAGACAUUGAGGUAAAAAUAUGUCCGAUCACAGAUUUGAGUGUAGAAGAAGAGGACGAGGUGCAUGAAGCGGAGUCGACGGUGACGCAUGGGGAAGUAGAAGACGGUGACGGUGUACCAGCGAUUGUGUCUGCCGCAGGGUUCACCACACCGCACGUCGAGUUGCAAACGGCCCACCACAAUCGCGGCGUGGAGUCCGAGUCCAGCGAGAGCGACGACGUUGAAAAGGCCAAUGAGGAGAAGGCGGGCGCUGUCAGAGAGGAGGAAAACGCGAAGGACCACGGGACAAUAGAGCGGGAGGACGCCGUCGAAACCCUCGCUGGAGGAAGUGAAAGAGGAGACGUGUUGACCGAGGAUGUUCCACGCGGCGAAGAAGUCGCUGAAGCGGAGCCGCGGGACGCGGGAGCAGUGGAUGCGGCUCGGAGCGCCGAUGUGCAAACCAAAACAAGACAGGUGGGUGGAGGCGGCACAGAAAGCGUGGCGGUCAAAUCCGAUGGGACAAUGGCGGAAAGUUCAGCGGGCGAGGAACCUUUUGACAAAGAUCGAGUAGAAGAAGAAGAGAGGCCCUUCGGUGAAGAAGGCAGCAAAGAGAGUUUUAUGGAAAUGUCAGGCUCACUGAACUCAGAAGAACCCGAAGGCGAGACUGUGCAGGAAACGGCAGCAGCGAUUAAGGAUAUUCCAACGGGGAUAUUUGAAGGCCGGCUUGUUGUCUCGGAGCUCAACUUUCCAACGCGUGAGGAAACACAAACGGGAGUUCCUGAGUAUAACAAUGUGCCAGAUGAAAAUACAACACAAGCAUUCCUGGAGGAAGGCGAUUGUGAGGGCAGCGUAUUACCAGAAGAGGUGUGGAGCAAAGAGCCGGAGGGCCUUCAAAACAGUGGCCGGGCGACACAAGUAUUCCUGGAGGAAGGAGAUUGUGAGGGCAGCGUCAGACCAGAGGAGGUGGGGAGCAAAGAGCCGGAGGGCCUUCAAAACAGUGGCUGUGCAACCGGCGCUGGCUAUUUAGUGGCGGUGGAGGAUAUGGAAGAGGAGCAAGACAUCAUGCGAGAUGUUGAGAAAAGCUUUGAUGCCGGAUUGCCUCCAGAGACAGAGAAACCACUCGAAGGAGUAACCCGAGAAUCGGAACAGUUAUUCGAGGAAGAGGAAGGAGAAUUUUUGGUUGAUUGUAUGAAGACGGGCAUCGACCACUCAGAAAAGGAAUUUGAGACGCACGUUGGCCCUACAGACGAGAUCAAUAAGGCGGCAAACGAGCCCCCAGAUGGGUUGGAGGAGAUUUUGGUUGACUUACAAAUAGACGAAGGGUCAUGUGAUCCCAAAGCCGCGGAUGCUGCCGAAGACGGAUGCGGGACAACGGGAGCCUCAGCAACAGAGGAAACUUUCCUCAAGGCUGAAGAACAGACGAUGACAGAGACGAGCUCCUGUCAGGUAGGUCAGCUGACCUCAGAGCAGAACAGAAACAUGGCCCCUAGUUUACUGGAAGACGUAACUGAACAUGAAUUCUUGAAAAGGCACGAUGAGACUGAGGAUGAACUACUUGAAGAUGUAGAAAUGCAGGAAGCGAGGGCAGAUGUGGAAGAAACAGGAGGGGAAGUUGAGCAAGUGGUGGCAGAAGAUGAAAUGGAGAGUCAAAAUGAGAUGGGCGUGUCCCAUCUGCAGGUCGAGGACCUGGCCGAAUUCGAAUGGUCUCCACUGGUUGAAUCACCGGAGAAAAGACAUCUACAACCGGACGAAGCACUUGAGAUCGGCGAGGAGACGUCAACAGACUCUGAAGCACCUGACGAAUCAAAGACGGCAGAGUGCAGAGCAGAAGAUUUCACAUCGAAACCAGGAGCGGAGGAGGAGAGUUGUGCUGAAGGGACGGUUGGCUCAUCCAGCGGACGUCAGGGCGUGAUCGACGACGACGUCCUCGACUUGUGGCUCCAGGCGGCUUCGCCAGAGAACGACGAUGGCGUGCAACAACAAGUCGACCCGCGUACGGGACAGAUAAUUGAGCCAUACGAGGAGGAACAAGGGGACGUAUCCUCACUGCAGACGGAGAAGGAUGUGGACCAGCUUGUGGAGUCAAAUUCAAGGGAAUCUGACUUGGAGGGUCACACAGAAACGUCUUCCUCAGCGGUAGAGACUGGAUUUCGAGGCCUAUACGACACGUUGGCUAUUGUCUCAGAAUCAGCAGACGUCUCCGAACUGUCUGCCCAACAACCCAACUGUGAUUGGCGGGACAUGUUGGGGGAGGAAGCGGCUGAGACGGGGAAAACGUAUCUGGAGGAGAAGGAAGCAUCCGCCGGGACAGGAUUUCACCGCGAUUCGGGAGUCCCGUCACCAGAGGCCAGACAUCUGGAUCAGGGAUCGGCGGAGACUCAAACCGGAUCGUGGAAUGAGAUGGAUGCCGAGGCCUCCGACCGGAAAGACGGCGGAGAAGACGAAGCUCAGUCACAGACAGAAAGGAGUUGUCUUUACCAAUUUGAGAAAACACAAACCGAAGAUGGGCCUCCCGAGACGGCCGCGUCCGGCUCUCCGGGUGAAGGCUCAGAACCAGGGCGAUCGCGCUCCGGCUCAGAGGCGUCGUUGGAGGAUGAAACCGUGCCGAUGGAAUCUCGCUCACAAAGCGACGUCUGCAGUGAUUCCGAGAUGAAGCUGUCCUCGGUGGACAGACCCCAGCCCGGGUGGAAUGAAGGAGUCGCCGAGUCAUCCGUUGGGCCCAACGUGACCGACGGGGCAGGACAUCCAACGACCACGUCUGAAGAUCAGAUGGAGGUGGAGAGCUCUGCGCUUGACUUUACUGCCCAAAGGUCAAGAAUUUCUGUUAAAAACCCUCGUGUACGGCCACCCAAAGAUUCCCGCUCCCUCCUAAAUAUGCCCUCAUUGGAUCCCACACCCUCCCAGCAGGUGUCUGCCAAAGUCCCUGUAGGUGGGCCUUUGGGAGGCUUGGGCUUUGGAGUGAAACUGCCUGGCCUUGGUGGGGGAUUUCCUGUUUUGAAGAAGACAAAACGGGUUGUAAGAGAUGAAAAUAGUCCAGAGACCAUCUCAGAGGAGAAAAAGCCAGAGGAGAGGAGUGACACCGAAGGUGACACCCAACACAAACCAAAAUGGACGCCACCAAGACAUCCAGGAUUUGGAAAUCCACUUAUGUCUGAGUUGAAGACCAAACUGAAGAAAACCACAAAAGAGUGAGAAGAAGAUGAAUUGUGAUUCUUUUGUGACUGUAAUAUGUAAAUUGAGAUAUUUUUGUGUAUUACUAGAUUCAAACACAGUGAUGAAAUGUCUGUGCCUUGUCAUAAAGCUCAACUAAAGAAUUGGUCAUUUUUUAUAGCCGUGUUCACAGCAAAUCAAUGAUUAUCUCUCUGGGCUGCAAAAGCACAGCAUAAACUAAUUAAGUCCACUUUGUAGACAUCUGUUGUGUUGUUUUUUGAGUGCUGGUGGAAAACUCGAAAUCACAAACAUUUUGGAUGUGCUAAGUAGCUUGAACAAUUUUUAAUGUGCUGAUCACAAACCCUCCUGGACACGUCUUUCAAAGCUAUUUAUGUAUACCAGUGCAGAAGUUAUAUAUAACAUAUGUAAAAGGCCUACAUGUAUAACAUUUCUUUGGGAAUUCACCAUAAUAAAUAAAUUUAAAAAUC
Pungitius pungitius (ninespine stickleback) is the source of this 4475-nucleotide messenger RNA. RefSeq lists its product as uncharacterized. The transcript has 6 exons. Lineage: Eukaryota; Metazoa; Chordata; Actinopteri; Perciformes; Gasterosteidae. Bases 202 to 4029 code for a protein of 1275 amino acids. The record is from RefSeq and is a predicted model, not a curated record.